Molecule: messenger RNA, 896 nt
Organism: Alosa sapidissima (American shad)
Lineage: Eukaryota; Metazoa; Chordata; Actinopteri; Clupeiformes; Clupeidae
Gene: rps4x
Product: ribosomal protein S4 X-linked
Exons: 7
Coding region: 39-830 (263 amino acids)
Biological process (GO): translation
Cellular component (GO): ribosome; cytosolic small ribosomal subunit
Molecular function (GO): structural constituent of ribosome; RNA binding
Source: RefSeq, a predicted model, not a curated record
UGCCAGGAAGUGGGUAGUCCUUUUCUGCAUACUCCAACAUGGCCCGAGGACCGAAGAAGCACCUGAAGCGUGUUGCGGCGCCCAAGCAUUGGAUGCUUGACAAGCUAACUGGAGUAUUUGCUCCUCGUCCAUCCACUGGGCCGCACAAGCUCAGGGAAUGCCUGCCUCUCAUAAUCUUCCUGAGGAACCGCCUGAAGUAUGCUCUGACAGGAGAUGAAGUCAAGAAGAUCUGCAUGCAGAGGUUCAUCAAGAUUGAUGGCAAGGUCCGCACAGACGUGACCUAUCCUGCUGGUUUCAUGGAUGUCAUCAGCAUUGAGAAGACUGGUGAACACUUCCGUCUGAUCUACGAUGUGAAGGGACGUUUCACCGUCCACCGCAUCACAAAUGAGGAGGCUAAGUACAAGUUGUGCAAAGUGAAGAAAAUCAUCAUUGGCACCAAGGGCAUCCCCCACCUGGUCACCCAUGAUGCUCGCACCAUCCGCUACCCUGACCCCAGUAUCAAGGUCAACGACACAGUCCGCAUUGACCUGGCAACCGGAAAAAUCACAGACUUCAUCAAGUUUGACACUAGUAACCUUUGCAUGGUCACUGGUGGUGCUAACUUGGGGCGUAUUGGAGUGAUCACCAACAGGGAGAGGCACCCUGGAUCUUUCGAUGUCGUUCACGUCAAGGACAGCAGUGGCACAAGCUUUGCCACCAGGCUCUCCAACAUCUUUGUGAUUGGCAAGGGCAUGAAGCCAUGGGUGUCCAUCCCCCGUGGAAAGGGUAUCCGCCUCACCAUUGCCGAGGAGAGAGACAAGAGACUGGCUGCCAAGCAGGGCAGCAGCUAAGUCCCCCCCCCCCUGGACUUUGCAGUUCUGAGCUUUCAAAUAAAAGACAAAUUGGUAUUUACAAAA